GCCCCUCAGAAGGCAGGGGUCCACAACCAAGCUUCGGAGAGAGGGGCUCAACGAUAAACACCUGCAGGGCGGAGCCGGGGAGAUCCGUCCUACUCCCGGCUCAGAAAUCUUGGUCGGGGCGGGGGCGGGGAGAACCUGCCAGUGGCUGCGCUCAGCUUUGCAUAGCAAUACACAGCUUUGCAUAACCAAAGCAGGCAGGCAUUUAAAGGCGCCGCCGCCGCCACAGCUCUUGUCGUUAACUCCGCGCACACCCGCCCUUCGCAAUGCAACCCCGGCUGCAGGCUCCGCUCCUGAUCGCUCUGGGCUUGCUUCUUGCCGGCCCUGCGGCCCCUGCGCGCGUCCGCCUGAACCAGCUCAGUAGCUUUUCCUGGGAUAACUGUGAUAAAGGAAAGGACCCUGCGGUGAUCAACAGCCUGAGUCUGGAACCUGACCCCAUUGUCAUUCCUGGGAAUGUGACCGUCAGUGCCGAGGGCAAGACCAGUGUCCCCCUCAGUUCUCCUCAGAAGGUGGAAUUAACCGUGGAGAAGGAAGUAGCUGGCUUCUGGGUCAAGAUCCCAUGUGUGGAACAGAUUGGCAGCUGUACCUAUGAAAACUUCUGUGAUAUCCUUGACACUCUCAUUCCCCCUGGGCAGCCCUGCCCAGAGCCUCUGCACACAUAUGGGCUUCCCUGCCACUGUCCCUUCAAAGAAGGCACCUACUCACUGCCCAAGAGUGAUUUCGCUGUGCCUGACCUGGAGCUGCCCAGCUGGCUCAGCAGUGGGAAUUACCGCAUCGUGAGCAUCCUGAGCAGCCAGGGGAAGCGUCUGAGCUGCGUCAAGAUCUCUGCCUCUCUAAAGGGCAAAUAAUGUGGCACUAGCCACAGUAGAAUGAAGGCCAAAUUCUGACUCACUGCCCUCAUUCAGUCCCCUUUCUGCAAUGAUUCCGCUACCCUCACUAAAAAGCACUUUGUGCCACUUGGGUUAGGCUGCAGCAAGGA
This is a messenger RNA of Cynocephalus volans (Philippine flying lemur), 976 nucleotides long. RefSeq names its product ganglioside GM2 activator (gene GM2A). Gene Ontology annotation, biological process: ganglioside catabolic process; lipid transport. The transcript has 4 exons. Gene Ontology annotation, molecular function: enzyme activator activity; lipid carrier activity. Bases 264 to 845 code for a protein of 193 amino acids. Gene Ontology annotation, cellular component: cytoplasmic side of plasma membrane. The record is from RefSeq and is a predicted model, not a curated record. NCBI's taxonomy places the organism in Eukaryota, Metazoa, Chordata, Mammalia, Dermoptera, Cynocephalidae.